AUGGCAACCACACUUUCGGAAAAUGCAAAUGAAUCCAGUAGUAGUGGUCGUUUAAACAGUGGACAAGCCAUUGAUCAAAUAGAAGAAGAACUUAAACUUGUGAGGGAAAAGGUUUCCGAUGAUGAUUUAGAUUUAGAUAUUGUAGAGAUAGAUUUACCACCUAUUAAAGCUAAAAAACGUGAGAAAGCUCUUGAAGCUAUUCACAAUAUUUUCAAAGCUGAAAGGAUUGAUGAUAAGCUGUUCAUCAAGUUUAAUGGUGUAAUGAAAGAAGAAAUACAUCUUGCAUUGAAUGAUUCGCUUCGUCAACAACUUUCAAGUUGGUUGGUGUUGAACGAUGUGGUAUCGGUAGUUAAUCAUAAUGAAUUUAGACCUGACGUAGGAGGAUGGAGCACACGACCAACGCGUCAGCAAAGGAUUGCACCUAUUAUUAAUUCGUCUCCGCCUCCUUUAUUAUGGAUCGAGGCUAAAGAUCGUGAUAACGCAUUAAAUAAGAUUUCAUAUGUUCAACCAUAUUGUCAAAAUACCGAAUUUGUAUUAAUUUCUAUUCCUUUUGGAACAUCACCCUUUCGAACAAAUCCAAAUCCUAACGCUGAUUCAGUUGUAGCUACAGCACCAAGAACAAGUCGUCCCUCAAGAGCGCCAUAUCUUGGUCACUGGACUGUAGGCACGGCUUUUAAUGCAGUGCAAUGGUACAAAAUGCAAUGGAACGAACAUAUUAUUCUUG
Racocetra fulgida is the source of this 724-nucleotide messenger RNA. NCBI's taxonomy places the organism in Eukaryota, Fungi, Glomeromycota, Glomeromycetes, Diversisporales, Gigasporaceae. The record is from the annotation of a GenBank genome assembly.